Leptomonas pyrrhocoris is the source of this 1234-nucleotide messenger RNA. RefSeq lists its product as hypothetical. The transcript has a single exon. Lineage: Eukaryota; Euglenozoa; Kinetoplastea; Trypanosomatida; Trypanosomatidae. The record is from RefSeq and is a predicted model, not a curated record. Bases 32 to 1234 code for a protein of 400 amino acids.
GGCAGUUUUCGCAUCAGCCACCUAAAAGAAAAUGCUCUGCACUAGUCGCCACCUCUGCGAAAGCCUUUUCAGCUCUGUUAGUGCCGCGGAAGUUGUCCGUGACUGCCUUGAUGCCAUCCGUUGCGGCCGCACUGCGCAGGCGCUUCCUCAGCUGAACGCCUUGAAAGCGAAGCACUUCCGCGUCGAAGGGGUCGACUACGCGCGGGCGCUCUGCUUUCUUUCCGGCGGUGCGCAAAGCGGCCCCUUCGAAGCCCGGCAGAGCCUCCUCGAAGAACUGCGGCUCCACCCACAGCAUCAGCAAGCCCAACUUCUCUUGCACGAAGUAAAUGAACUCGUCCGCCCGCUCCUCCUGCCGCCCGCGGAGAUUCAAAAGCAGCACCCACUCUUCGCACUCCUGUGUGACGCCCUGCUCGACUCCACGAUGCUCUCGUGGCCACGGCUCUAUCGAUUGUACGAAGCAACGGACCGGCUGGCUCGCAACGAAGGAGAGAAGGACUCUGGGCACGUUGUGGAGUGUGGGACGGCCGGGGGCGGCUCCGCCGUGCUCAUGGCCGUCGUCCUUGCAGAAAGGGAAGCCCCGGUUCGUGCUGGUUCAGCGCGGAAGCAGCGUCGCGUGUUUGCCUUGGACACCUUCGCCGGGAUGCCUCCCCCUGGCAGUGAAGACUCGCUGGUGCAGCCGCACCAUUCGAACUCAACAGGCGCCGCUGAUGUGGAUAGCAGCAGCACUGCGUCGUGGGGGGCGGGAACGUGCUGCUCCUCCGUCGCACACGUCCAGCAGCUCGCCCGUGCUUUUUCUGUGGAGGAUCGUCUCGUCCUUCUCCCCGGUCUCUUUUACACCUCCAUUCCCACUCAGCUGUUGACUCGACCUGACAUUCAGCACGAUGGCAUCGCGCUGCUUCACGUGGACGCGGACUGGUACGCCUCGACGCGCACGGCACUCGAUUUACUCGUCCCUGUGAUGCGCCGCUGCGAUAACGGGAUGCGGUCUGCUCUUCUUCCCCGUAGGCGGCCGUCGUCCCCGCCGCGCUUUGUGCAGGUGGAUGACUACCACUUCUGGAAAGGGUGUCGCACCGCGGUGGACGAGUUUCUUGCCGGGUGGCCUUCGCUUUCGUCUUCCAAUUACACGGCGCCACUUCUCGAAGAUGUGGACGACAACGCCGUCUCGUUUACGGUACACAGAGACACGCCAUUCUCGAUGGGUGGUGAGGGAAGCGCAAGUGCUUCUUCCGCAUAA